Messenger RNA from Acaromyces ingoldii, 1940 nucleotides. Its product is annotated as MFS general substrate transporter. Gene Ontology annotation, molecular function: transmembrane transporter activity. The record is from RefSeq and is a predicted model, not a curated record. Gene Ontology annotation, biological process: transmembrane transport. The transcript is spliced from 9 exons. Bases 19 to 1851 code for a protein of 610 amino acids. Lineage: Eukaryota; Fungi; Basidiomycota; Exobasidiomycetes; Exobasidiales; Cryptobasidiaceae.
AUAGCCGCUAACCUUCCUAUGACUCGCCUACGUCGUCCAUCAUCGGGGAUUGUCAUGACUGAAGAACGAGAAGCAGGCCCAGUGGCGGCUUCUGGAGGCUUUGCGCCUCAUAGGGCUCCAGCAUACGGUGUACGCGACGAGCCGCACGUUCAGCCGCCGUCAGGACGAUCGUCGUCGUCGUCUUCCCCCACUCGACUGGGAAGUCACGGGGGCAACGGAGGUCAUGGCGCGCAAUUAACGGGCUGUGUGAGCCCUCGAGAGGAUGCCCACUAUCCGUCAUGCGCACUUGGCUUGGCCUUGACGAAGAGCGAGCCGGGUGCAACCUACAUAGAGUACAGCGAAGGAGACUGUGGCAACCCCACCAACUGGAGCCGCGGCCGCAAACUGCGCUCCAUCCUUGUCACCUUCCUCUUUGCCAUGACAACGGCCAUCGCCGCCACGAGCUACAACAGCACCCAGCAGCUCGUCAUGGACGAGUUUCACACCUCUUCGACGGUGUAUCUCCUUGGCAACACCUUUUACCUCUCCAUUGGUGUCGCCUUUACCCCGCUUCUCUUGGCGCCCCUCUCCGAGAUCUUUGGUCGGUUGCCCAUCUUUCUCGCCUCUGCACUGGGCUUUGCUGUUAUGUGGAUCCCUCAGGCCCUUGCCCCCAAUAUCGAGGCCAUUCUGAUUUCGAGACUGAUCCAAGGAUGCUUCGCGAGUGUCGGAAACUCCAUGACCGGCGGCACCGUCUCGGACGUGUACGCGACAGACAGUCGUGGAUUCCCCAUGUCAACCUUCUGCGUGCUCAUUUACAUAGGCCAGUCUCUCGGACCCGUCGCGGCUGCCUACAUCCUCAAGGAUCAGGGCUCAUGGCGAUGGGUCUUUGGCUUCCAGGGCAUCCUUGGCGCCGUCACUUUUAUCCUCAUGGUCAUUUUCUUGCGCGAGACAAGGGGCCCCGUUCUCCUCUCCAGGAGGGCACGUCGAUUGACAAAGGAGACGGGCAAGCUGCACCGGUGCUCGGCCGACGAUGAACGUACUUCGUUCUGGACCGCCGUCAAGAUCAGCUUGUCGAGACCGGCUGUCUGGCUCUUUACCGAGCCCAUCGUCGCUGCCUUUUCCCUCUGGAUUGGCUUUCUUUGGGGUUGCGUCUUCCUCUUGCUCCAGUCAGUUCCGAUCGUUUUUGAGGCCUACGGUUGGAGCAACGCCAGAAAAUCGCUUGUGCUCCUUUCCAUCGGCGGCGGUGGCAUCCUGGGCUGGAUCUGCAACUUCCAUCAAGAGAAGCUGUACGCCCGUGCUGUUGCUCGAGCUGCACCAAACAAGCCCGCGCCAGAGGCGAGGCUCUACUGGGCCUGUGUUGGCGCUGUCAUGGGCCCCAUCGGCUUCUUCAUCUACGCGUGGACCGGUCGGUCGGGCAUCAGUCCGGUUGGGCCCGUCAUUGGUCUGAUCAUCUUUUUGGCCGCAACAUACGCCAUCUACCUUGCUGUUUUCACCUACAUUGCAGACUGCUAUGCUCGUUAUAGCUCGUCAGGCCUGGCAGCACAAUCCUGGUUGCGAAAUGUCUUUGCUGGUUCCUUUGUGCUCUUUGCGCCCGCCAUGUACCACAACCUGACGCCGCCAAUUGCUUCGACGGUCCUGGGCGCCAUCGCGGCCGUCUUGGGCAUCUGCCCCUUUUUGCUCAUGGCCUACGGGGCAAAGAUUCGAUCAAAGAGCCGCGUCGCCAGGGCGCUGCAGCGCGAAGAAGAGGAGAUCGAGGAGAAGAUGAGGUUGGAGCGCGAGAGGAAUGCCAGGAGGGCAAAGAGGCUCGAGGAAAAGAAGGGUCUGCACACAUCUGCCAACGCAUCUGCCACAGGCGUCAAGGAAGCCGCAUAGAGGCGCGUCCCCAAGAGAUCAAAUCUCUUCAACAACAGCACACAAAACACACACUCAUACACAUCAGACUGUGUUCGGAACAUCAUUGU